This is a messenger RNA of Cloeon dipterum, 2688 nucleotides long. RefSeq lists its product as uncharacterized. The transcript is spliced from 3 exons. The coding region runs from base 83 to 805 and encodes 240 amino acids. Lineage: Eukaryota; Metazoa; Arthropoda; Insecta; Ephemeroptera; Baetidae. The record is from RefSeq and is a predicted model, not a curated record.
GCUUUUUGUGUUGACCCUGUCCUAAUUCAGUGUCAAUAGCAACUAUAUCAGUAGUAAAAGCAGUGAACUCUGGCUUGGUAACAUGGAACUGUUGGACAGGAGACUCUUCUUCUCCUGCCUUGUUGUUGGAAUCUUCGCUAUAAUUGUUAUACAAGGCAUAGAGGCUAAAGGUGGGCGCGGCGGCGGGCGCAGUAGCAGUAGCGGGAGAAAGUCGUGGAGUUCAUCUACGACCACAUACAGAUAUAACACCUAUUAUCACACCAGUGGCUACCAUAGCGGUUAUCACAACCGGGGCUUGGUGAGCGAUGACAUGCCCUGGUGGAAGUUGCUCCUCAUCAUCUUAUCCAUUUUCGGUAUUGGCUUUGGCAUCCUGCUGCUUUACUACUGCUUCAAGGCAUCUCACAUGCAUCUCAAUGACGAGCGGGCGGCUCAGGUGGCGAAUUACCUAAAGCACCAAGAGGAGCAGCGCAACAGCGGCUUACCCACCAUCGUGCACCCGCCCAUAAUCUACUCCGGCCAAGACGAUGGGCUGCUACGUCCAGCCCCGGCAGUGGCGCCUCCGCAGUACCCUGCUGGAUGGGCGACGUCGGACAUUCCCUCCUACCCACCACCGGACUUCCCGAGCGCCACCGCACCCCUCCUGCCACCCGACUUUGACUCACCGGAAGAUCAGCCAGUAGAUUCCUUGACGAAACCAACCUCCUCCACCGCACACACGACGCCACCACAGAUCGGCUUCAUUAUUCCGCCCCGAGAUCCAGGGAAUGCAAGUGUGCACUUUGGAGGACGGGCAGGACCUGAGUGAAGGUCAACAACAGCAGCUUCCUGAGAAAAAUAUGGAGCACACAGCGACAUAUGAAAGCAUUUAAUUUAUAUAGCAUUUAAUUAUGUAUGAGCAGUGUGUGCUAUAAUGCUUUUGAGAUAUAUUUUUCGUUCUGAUUUUCUAUAUUAAUGGAAACUGCAAGACAUAGGAUGUUUUCGUGUUUUAUGCGUAUGAAUAGGGGAUUUCUGGUACCUCUCUAUUCAGUCAACUCAUUUAGUUGUACUGUAAACACUCAUAACGUUUCUCUGGUAAAUUUGAGUUCUUUAUUACUCAAUGCCUUGGGAAAAAUGUGUUCAUCGCAAUGAAAUGAACAAACAUAAAUCAUACACAUUAUAUUUAAAAGGAAUUCUGGCACCAGAAAUGUGAUAAAAAAAUGACGUUUUCAAUUUUCCCGCUUAACAAUAAAAUGUGAACGAUAAAUUCAUCUUUCAAUCAGAUGAUUAAGAAAAACAAGCAACUGAAAAACUGCGUCUCGUAAAACUAUCUAAUUUUCUACACGAUAUUGAUAAUUCCAAUCUAUUGAGUUUUUGGCAUAGGCAGUAUCAUUGCGGAUCUCAUAUUGGCCUUAAGAAAAUUGCGUUACAAUAUAUAAAGAGACUGACUAGAGAGCAAAAAUAUGUGAAAUCCUUGCGUUUAACGUCACUCUCUGUAAAGAAAUCUCUGAACAACUUAAAAUAAUUGUGUUCACUACAAAAUUAAGAAGUCUUAAAGACUAUUAUAUUCUGCAUUUUUAUGAAAAUAGAAUACUACAAUUUAAAAAAAAAUACGAUUCCGCCCAAAACUGUUCCAAAUGAAUCAGGACCAGAGGAAGAUAUAACUUAUUAUAUGCUUUUUAUUAUUGGAUGAGGUGUUCCAUUAUAUCUGUAUAGUAGUAAGAAAAACAGAACAAGACGUUGUCUAUGUCUUUGCGCUUCGGUUCAUAAUAUAAAAUUGGGAGACUUCCUUUGUUAGAACAUAAACAAUCGAGUAUGGUAAAUAAUUAAGAGCUACAUUGAAACUUUGGAGAAAUGCAUGCAUUUUUCGCACUUGUAGAUUAAAUUAUAUCAACCUUUUUUUAUUUAGAAUUGAAGGAAUUAUACCAUGUUUUUGGUUUGGGAUACGUGAGAAAAAUACUGAAAAUGCUCUAUUAUACUUGUAGAGUGGUUUUUAAACAAAAACCCAUCAAUCUACUUAUACUUAGUUGUCGUUACUGUACCGUGUGCUAGCCCAAGCACGCACUAAUCUGUAUAAGAGUUUGGAAUGAUUGGAAAAUCCACGUUUAAAAGCUCUCUAAACAAAAGAAAACAUCAAAUGAUUUUGUAAGUUGUGAAAUUAUUUUUUUGACUCUAUUUUUCGAUUUUAAUAAUUUCAUUUUUGUCUGCAUCUAACGCUACUUUCGUGGAGGCAAAUAUAAAGAUCGACUGUUAAUUGUACCUCAAACGCUACUCGCUUUAGGGAAAAAACAAUUGUAAUAUUGUGCUAUAAUACGAUACAAAGGAUCCACAAUAAAAUUUAAGCAAUCAUUGGAUGUAAGUCAUUAGAGCUGGCCUUAAUCUAAUACUAUAAACUUUCAGAGAAUUCAUACAGCGAUGAAAAAUAAAGGAGCAAAAAACCAAAUGAAGUAAUAUAUAAGAUCUCUCUUUGGUUGAACAACCUUUCUAGGUGCUUCUAAAUGUUUAAGUAUAUAUCACUAUGUGUGUCGUGUAUCUAGUUUGAAAAACGAAUAAACACACCUUAGUAGAACAAACUAGAUAAAACGCUGAUUCAAUUUUCCACGUUAUUUUUCUAUGUGAUAACUGUUGUACUGUUGCCACUUCUGUGCAUGCUUGAUAGAGUGUACUAUAUUUACCAGACUUUUGCUUAUAAAAAUCAGCGCAAAAUUUUAA